AUGCGGCGAAAUGCAUUCUCCUCAAGUCCUUUCCAAGCUUCGCCAGAGCGGCGACGUAUCGAUAACAGAUCCGCUGGUUCACAUAAAAUGACUGGCAUCAUAGAUCAGAAACUCAUCGAUGGCUCCCAGCGACCACGAGAAACGAGUUCAUCCUCUGCCUAUUUCCCGAUGGCUCAGGAGCCUGUUUCGUCUGUGCGAGAUGAUCGGGAUCAAUUGGAUGCAUUUGAUCUCGAGUUGCUGCAAUCCAGUGCGGUCGAAGCGUCAUCCCCGGUAGCCCGAAGAGAAAUUCCACAAUCCCCAGUAGAUCGAAGGGGAAUCCCACACUUCGACAACAUCCCUAUAUCUGUUCGAGGCAUUGUGCUGGUGGCCAAGGAUACCUUACCCGACAGAUACCGAGAAUUAUUCCCAUUUCCAUUGUUCAAUGCCGUCCAGAGCAGAUGUUUUGACCCAGCGUACAAUUCUGAUUCAAAUCUGGUCCUUUCUUCACCCACAGGAAGUGGCAAGACCGUGAUUAUGGAGCUGGCUAUCUGCAGACUUCUUAACGUGCUCAAGGAUGAGCGAUUCAAAGUCGUCUAUCAAGCGCCGACGAAAUCUCUAUGCACAGAACGGUUCCGUGACUGGAACACCAAAUUCGCGGCUUUGAAUCUCAAGUGUGCGGAGCUGACUGGAGAUACCGAUUACACGCAGCUAAGGAGCGUGCAGAAUAGUGAAAUCAUUAUCACUACCCCGGAGAAAUGGGACUCCAUGACUCGGAAGUGGCAGGAUCAUAUGAAGCUGCUUCAGUUAGUGAAGCUUUUCCUACUGGACGAGGUGCACUUUCUUAAGGAGUCCCGAGGUGCUACGCUUGAGGCAGUUGUCUCACGGAUGAAGAGCAUCGGUUCGAAUGUUCGCUUUGUUGCGCUUAGUGCGACGAUUCCGAAUUCAGAGGAUAUUGCUACUUGGCUGGGUAAGGAUGCUACUAAUCAGCAUUUGCCUGCUCAUCGAGAGCACUUUGGUGAAGAUUUCCGGCCAGUCAAGUUGCAGAAAGUUGUCUAUGGAUAUCAAUCGACGGUGAACGAUUUUGCCUUUGAUAAGAUUUGUGCCUCCAAACUGCCUGAUAUCAUUGAAAUGCAUUCGUGUCAAAAGCCGAUCAUGAUAUUUAGCUGUACUCGCAAUUCGUGCGCUGCGACGGCGAAGGAACUUGCUCGUCUCUGGAAUAUGACCAACCCACUUUCUAGGCUCUGGAAAGGCCCGGGCAGACAGAUCCAGGUCAAUAAUGAAGAUCUAAACACAACCAUCGCCGCCGGAGUCGCAUUCCAUCAUGCAGGCCUUGGUCCGAACGACAGACAUGCCGUCGAACAGGGUUUCCUCGAUGGACACAUAAACGUGAUAUGCUGCACUUCAACCCUUGCCGUCGGCGUGAAUCUCCCUUGUCACCUUGUGAUCAUCAAAAAUACCGUCGGUUGGCAGGAAGGCGGUUGCAAAGAAUAUUCAGAUCUCGAGAUGAUGCAAAUGCUCGGACGUGCAGGUCGACCGCAAUUUGAUGACAGCGCCGUGGCAGUUAUACUCACCCGAAAAGAGCGAGUACCACACUACGAAAAACUAGUUUCAGGAACCGAAAGUAUCGAAAGUUGCUUACAUCUAAACCUGAUAGAUCAUCUCAAUGCUGAGAUUGGCCUUGGGAAUGUCACUGACGUUGAAACGGCUACAAAAUGGCUUGCUGGAACCUUCCUCUUUGUGAGACUUCGUCGGAAUCCGACUCACUAUAAGCUCAAAGAAGGAGCCACUCAGGACGACGAAAACGAGUUGCUCCGGCAGAUCUGUGAAAAGGACAUCGGUCUUCUCCAGGAAUGUGGUCUGGUCGAGACUGAUAGUUUGCGCUCGACCCAAUAUGGUGAUGCCAUGGCUCGAUACUACAUUCGGUUUGAAACUAUGAAGAUCUUGCUCAGCUUGCAAGGAAAGGCAACAGUGUCGCAAAUUCUCGAUGUGAUCGUCCAAGCAGAAGAAUUCCGUGAAAUCCGCUUCAAGGCAGGCGAAAAGUCAUUAUACAAGGAGAUAAACCGCGACCAUGGAAUCCGAUACCCAGUUCAAGUCGAUAUAGCUCUCCCAGCUCACAAAAUCUCCCUUCUUCUCCAGUCUGAACUAGGUGCCAUUGAGUUCCCAAGUGGAAACCAAUUCCAGAAACUCAAGUUCUCUCUUCAGCAAGACAAAAAUCUAGUUUUCGCACACGUGAACAGAUUAGUCCGAUGUGUGAUCGAUUGUAUGAUCGCACGCGAGGACUCUGUUUCCAUCCUGAAUGCACUGGAUUUAGCCCGAAGCUUUGGUGCAAAAGUCUGGGAUCAGUCGCCACUUCAAAUGAAACAGAUUGAGCAGAUUGGUGUAGUAGCUGUUCGAAAAUUGGCUGCUGCUGGAAUUACAGGCAUUGAAGAACUUGAGUAUAUGGAAGUUCACGAAAUUGAGAUGACACUCAGCAGAAAUCCACCAUUCGGGUCAAAGUUGCUUUCUCGAUUGAAGGAGUUUCCAAAGUUGCGCAUUGAUGUGAAGAUGAUUGGCAAGGAAGUGAAGAAUGUAUUUGUAACCAUCCGUUUCAAGUUUGAAGUGGCGUUCAUGAAUGAGAAGACUCCGACAUACUUUCAGCGUCGACCAGUCUAUAUUUGCUGCUUGACAGAAACAUCUGACGGUCGGUUGAUUGAUUUCCGCAGGAUAAGUGCAACCAAGUUGCAGAACAGCUUGGAAAUCACUCUCGCUGUCAACCUGACGAGCCAAAGCCAAUUUGUCGUGUGCCAUGCCAUGUGUGAUGAUAUUGCUGGGACCGCAAGGAAAGCUGAGUUGAAGCCCAAUCUCUUAGCUCACCUCCCAAAGCAAACCAUGACAACCGACGAAAGCAAGACCCAAGAUGGAAAGCCUGACAAACUUUUAUGUCAACAACCCCAGGGAGCACCUAAAGGAAAGUUCAGAGCAGACGCUUUUGACAGUGAUGAUCUAGGUCUGGAUGACUUCUUCCUCAAAGAUCUGCACCAGGAGAGGCCAAAGAAACCCGCGUCCAUGAAAAUGGUCCAAGACGAGGAAAUUGACUGGCUAUCCAUUGACAGUACCCCAAGUCCUAAACGACAACCAGCAGCCUCGAAUAAAACAGGCGGCAAAUCGAUCGCCGAUAUUGGACCACAAGAGCAGGAAGACGAACCUGUCCGACUUGCCAACGGUAACUGGGCUUGUAACCACAAAUGCAAGGACAAGACAAGCUGUAAACAUCUCUGCUGCAGAACGGGCCUUGAGAAACCUCCCAAAGCUGGCAAGAAACGAGCUCCUGCAACUCAAAAAAGUGAUGGUUUGAGUCAGUUAACCUUGACGGCUAAUGUCAUCAAAAAGGACAAGGAGAAGAACGCGCGAAAAGAAAAGCGGAAAGCCACGGCAAAGGAGCAUUCAUCCGAAAGGCAUCAUUCGAGUCCGUUGAGGGGACAGGAGAACGUGAAGCAGAGACCCAGCACAGCAACUGGAGGAAGCAAAUAUGCGACCCCUUCGUCAAGCAAACAUAAAGUCUUCCAUACUCCCUCGGAAAUGCCUUCCAGCGACUACGGCGAUGAUGAAAUCAGCGACUUCCCAUCCCCAUCAGAACUUCUCAAAGAUACAAAAUCCGAGUUCAAACAACCUCCCUCAAUCGACGUCUCGGAGAUUGAACAAAAGACAAAAUCUUUCGUCGACCUCACAACGCCAAGCGGCGAUCCUUCUGCGGACACGGCAGAAAGUACCGAGAAUCUGACCGGAGGGAUCUUACCAACAUUAUUGCCAGAGACCGAUCGCACUGUGGCUGUAUGGGAAGACCCUGCUUCAUCUCCUACGAACAACCCCUUCACCAGCCCGGAGAAUAUCAAAAGCUCAGCCACAACCAUGCCGCUGACCGAGCUUUCCGGAAACAUUCCCCCUAAACGAAAGGCGAGUUGUUUCGAAGAAACAAAAAACGAGCGGAGCAGGAAGAGAACUGAGUGGUGCUCAAUCAAUGAAUCUCCCGCAGUGGAGCUUGACGAACAACAACAACAAACCGAGUCCGAGGGCUCUCCUGGAUGGGAAAAUGUGGACCGACUGUUACUUGAAGAGUUCAAGGAUGUUAUCAAUUUUUAUUGA
This is a messenger RNA of Penicillium pulvis, 4101 nucleotides long. RefSeq lists its product as uncharacterized. The transcript is spliced from 9 exons. Gene Ontology annotation, molecular function: ATP binding; nucleic acid binding. The record is from RefSeq and is a predicted model, not a curated record. NCBI's taxonomy places the organism in Eukaryota, Fungi, Ascomycota, Eurotiomycetes, Eurotiales, Aspergillaceae. Bases 1 to 4101 code for a protein of 1366 amino acids.